GAUCGCGCGCGAGGAUGGAUUGAGAGGGCUUGAAGGCAUGGGUCCGAACCCUAGCCUGGAGAAGAUGGCCGGCCCCGGCGCGGGCGCGGGGUGGGCGCCGAGGGGACGCGUGGUGCGGAUCCUCGUGCACGACGACGACGCCACCGACUCCUCCUCCAGCGAGGACGAGGCGCCGCCGCGGCCGUCGCAGCCGCCGCCUGGGCGGGGCGAGGGGGAGAGGGGGCCGGGGCCGCGGAGGAAGAAGCGCCGCGUGAUGGAGGCCACCACGGGGAAGAGGGGCUCCUCGUCCUCCUCCUCCUCCUCCGCCUCCUCCUGGGCCAGGCCCAAGGUCAGGUACUGCGGCGUGCGCCAGCGCCGCUGGGGCAAGUUCGCCGCCGAGAUCCGCGACCCAUACCAGGGCCGCCGCCUCUGGCUCGGCACCUUCGACACCGCCGAGGAGGCCGCCGCCGCAUACGACGCCGCCAAGAUCCGCAUCCGCGCCGACGCCGCCAAAAACCGCGUCACCAAAAUACGCGUCCACCACAACGGCAUGCCCGCCGAUUUCAUUUCCGCCUUCCGCCCGCCGCCGCUUAAGCAUGCCAAACCGCCCAUCUCGCCGCUGCCGCCGCCGCUUGCGCCAGAGCCUGCCAAGUCGGCCAUCUCGCCGCCGGCGCUUACGGCAGAGCCUGCGAAGCCGGCCAUAUCACCACCGCCGCCGCCUCCACCAGAGCCACAGCCUGCCAAGCCGGCCAUCUCGCCGCUGCGGCCUCCUCUACCAGCUAAUUUGCCAUUCGCCCUCCCGCUGAAGCUGAGGAUGAAGUUUGCCCGUCCUCCAGAGUUUAAGGAGAAGGACUGGGAUUGGUGCAAUGCAGGGGAGGAGGUCAAGGAGGAAUCCAGUACCUCUGCCGCAGCGGAGGUCAAGGAGGAAGGCGCAGGCGAUGUAAAGGUGGAGGCCGCGAGCCGUGCCGCACCAGAGGUGAAGGUCGAGGCCGGCGCCUGCGAAGGCGAGGCGAAAGAGGGGGCCGACGGCACCUCUGCCAAGCCAAUUUGGGCCAUCAUCACCGGCAAGCGCAAGAAGCGGUCGGGCUGCGGCACCCGCGUCGGCGCCCUCCACGCCUCCUCCGUCUGCGUCGAGGAAGUUGGCGGGACCUGAAGGUCCCAUUAUCCGUAAUUACUACUAUCGUUAGAGCUUUCCUCUUCUCUGCCUUAGCAUCGUUAGAACUCCGUCGUACCCUGUAAUUUCUGUCGGUCCGUGUUAAAAGCUUCUUGAUGUGAAAACUUGUGACUGCUUGUCAUAUGAUUGCCCGUGAUUUAAUGUAUAUACCACCCCUGUAGUAUGAUUGAUAUAGUCAGAUGUGUAAUGAAACUGAUCUGCUACAUUCCUGAAUAAAAUUCUUUUAUCAGAUA
This is a messenger RNA of Lolium rigidum, 1386 nucleotides long. RefSeq names its product ethylene-responsive transcription factor ABI4-like. The transcript has a single exon. Bases 38 to 1132 code for a protein of 364 amino acids. The record is from RefSeq and is a predicted model, not a curated record. NCBI's taxonomy places the organism in Eukaryota, Viridiplantae, Streptophyta, Magnoliopsida, Poales, Poaceae. Gene Ontology annotation, molecular function: DNA-binding transcription factor activity; DNA binding. Gene Ontology annotation, biological process: regulation of DNA-templated transcription.